AUGUCUCUCUCUGAGGAAGUUUUCGCCGAAAAGAAACUUUUUGGAAAGAUGCAUCUAGACUGUUGCGCAACAGAGUACAGCGACGAAAGUUGCACUAUCCCAACCAACUCCAACGCUAAAACAACCAAUGCCAACAACAGCAUCACAGUCUACCGCAACCAAAUUAACACCACCAACAGCAGCAGCAGUAGCAACAACAACAUUGCAACUUUUGCCAUCUUCCUUUUCCUCUUCUUCCUUCUAACCUCACCUACCUCAGUUUCUUCAGCUUCAUUACCAGGCAACUUGGGCAAAAGCAGCCAGGAGGAGCACGACUUCAUCACGUACACGGUGCACUCGCUUGGAACCAACGUGACCUUACACUGUAACAACACUUCCGGUCAAUCCAGACGCAUUCCUCGAGGUUAUGUUGCUGAAUUUUGGAUACUGCCCUCGAUGAAAGCUGUCACGACUGUUCAUAAGGAUGUCAAUGAUGGUGAUAAUGUUUAUGGUGGAAAUGGGGCGGGAAAAGUUCAAUACAUGGGCGAAGAUGGAGGAGAUGUUUCUGGAAAGUAUUUGCUUCUGGAUGACAACAUGACUCUUAAAGUCACAAGAAUUGAACAAUCAGACUUUGGAUAUUACCACUGUGUUACGAGGCCCGGUCCAUCCAGCAACUUAUCUAAUCAUCAACUUGCUAAACGCGCCAUGCCGAAUCAUUUUCCAACAUCAAUACAACAACCUGAAAUAUAUAAACAGCAAAAGCAACUACAACAACCACAGCAAGUACAAUUACAGGAUGAUUUUCCUCAACUUCAUGACACACAACCAGAAGACCAGGAGAACUAUUUUGAACAACUCAAUCAACAACAACAUAACCAACAACAAACACAACAACUUCAAAACCGGCAACAACAACAACAAUCGAUAUUUCUUCCCCAACGUUAUCAACCAAGCAAUCAAGAAAAUAAUCAACUUCAAUAUUCUCAGGACGACGACAAAUACAACUACAUGGAUGACAUCAUCGUCAACACGAACAACGACUACAGUGAUUUAAUCACCACCAACAAAAACCAUGAUUCAACAAUACCACAACAACAAAAGCAGCAGCAAAAUCAGCAGCAAAAACAACAACAACAGCAGCAGCAGCUUCAACAACAGCAGCAGCAGCAACAACAACAGCAGCAGCUUCAACAACAGCAGCAACAACAACAACAACAACAGCAGCAACAACAACAACAACAACAACAGCAACAACAACAACAGCAACAGCAGCAACAACAGCAACAGCAGCAACAACAGCAACAGCAGCAGCAACAACAACAACAGCAGCAAAAACAACAGCAGCAACAACAACAGCAGCAGCAACAACAACAACAACAGCAACAACAACAGCAACAGCAGCAACAACAACAGCAACAUCAGCAACAACAACAUCAACAACAACAACAACAACAGCAACAGCAACAGCAGCAGCAACUACAACAACAACAACAGCAGCAACAACAACAGCAACAGCAGCAACAACAACAACAGCAGCAACAACAGCAACAGCAGCAACAGCAGCUGCAGCAACAACAACAACAACAGCAACAACAACAACAACAGCAGCAGCAGCAACAACAACAACAACAGCAACAACAGCAACAAAAGCAACAACAACAGCAACAAGAAAACACCCAACUACCAACAAAAUUUUACUACCUGGUAAAAAUAGGCCUCAACACAAAUGGGCCUUUCUUCACUGACCUCUGGUACAAGUACCGCUACAACGUGUUGUACGCCUUCAUUGGACUCCUGGGUUUCAUCAUUUUCGUUGCGGUAAUUGUCUUAACUUACAAAAACAGAUACAUCAGCAAAGCUGACAGAAACACUUGCAGCAGCGACAACGGCAGCAAUGAUAAAACAAACACUUGUACUGGCGCCAGUGCCAGUGGCAGCGGUAGUAGCCGCACUAGCGUCAGGAAAUUUAGUGUCAGUAGCGUUUUGAAACGCGACGAGAGUGAAACAGGCGCGGGAAGCAGUGGCGUUUGCGACAAGAAACCAGUUAAGAGAUACGGAAGUAUUGAUAUAUUCAAAAAGGACAAUGAUAAAAUUAGCGAGGAUGAAAGCGACGACGAAACCGAGUUCAAAACCGUGAACGGCAGCCAUGCAGAUGACACCAUCAAAAAUAGCAGUAGCAGCCGAAACAAUAGCACCAGUAUGACUUCGAGAAACGUUGCGAGAAAAUCGAGUCUCGAUAGCAACACCGACAACAAAACCUCCAGACAACCGUCGUUAAAGAGGAAAGAACGGAUGAAAGGUAUUAAAACGAAGAGUACAAGCAAUGCGGACGACGAAAUACACAGUAUCGUCAUGGAGAGUGUCGAAGUUGAUGAGAUCCUCCAGAAUAACAUCGGUGCGAAGGUGGAAAAAAAUGACUGCCCCGAGAAAAAACGUCACAAGGAAGUGAGGAAAGAACUGGAGAGGAAGUUUUCGAGGAGUUUGAGUUCUGAGGGAAGUUUUACCGAGACAUCCAUGUAG
Messenger RNA from Helobdella robusta, 2499 nucleotides. RefSeq lists its product as hypothetical. Gene Ontology annotation, cellular component: stress fiber. Gene Ontology annotation, molecular function: myosin II head/neck binding. The record is from RefSeq and is a predicted model, not a curated record. The transcript is spliced from 2 exons. Bases 1 to 2499 code for a protein of 832 amino acids. Lineage: Eukaryota; Metazoa; Annelida; Clitellata; Rhynchobdellida; Glossiphoniidae. Gene Ontology annotation, biological process: positive regulation of stress fiber assembly; regulation of focal adhesion assembly.